Messenger RNA from Racocetra persica, 1325 nucleotides. The record is from the annotation of a GenBank genome assembly. Lineage: Eukaryota; Fungi; Glomeromycota; Glomeromycetes; Diversisporales; Gigasporaceae.
GGAUGAAAGCUUGAUAGAAGCGAUAGAAUUGUUUCACUUAUUAAGUGGAAUUCAAUUUAUUGAUAAGAUACUAAAGCCGGAUGCAAUUGCUGAUGACAUAAAGGUUGAAGAAGUAUGGAAGCAAGCCCUAAAGGCUUGUUGGAAACAAUCCAUUCCUGUAUUUAAAGAAGGAGAGGAAUUUUUAAAACAGCUUUUUUAUAGUGAUAAACUUAACACAAAUGAAUUUUUAAAGCUAAUAAAUAAAUUUCAAAAAUAUGAAAAACAAUCACUAUCUAUCGAGAAAAUCAAAAAAGUUUGGAAAAAAUAUAUUGAAGAAAAUCUAAAUCCAGAUUUACAAGGAAUUGAAUCGUUCAAUAAAAAUCUUCCUGAUAACGAGUCUCUCAAUGAAGAUGAAAUGUUUAGUUUACUUAAUAUUCUUUCUCAAAAGGAAAGAGAACGUAAGAAGGCAGCUAUCGGUUCUAAAGAAAUGAUAAGCGUAUUAGGAACUAUACUUAAAUCAUCUUUGAAUGAAGGUUCAUUUACAUCGACUGAACAAUUGAAAAAAUCUAUUCAGCAAAAAUUACUUUACGACAAAACACUUAAACAAAAUCAAAAAGAAUACUUAUUUGAUUAUCUCCAAAAAAUUGAGGAUGAAGUUAAUGCUCAUGAACAUAGCGGCGAAAAACGUCAAUGUGAAAUAUGCAAAAAUUUGACACAUGCUAAAUGGUACUGUGAACAUUGUAUUCGUAAUUAUUUACAACAGCACUUCAAGGAUUGGACUUCCGGAAACGCAAUAGUAGAUAAAAUAAUUCAAAAUUGUCAAUUACAAACGCAACAACCACACAGAGUGAUUGAAUGGAUACCUUUCGACAGUUUUAAAUGUGUUCAACGCUUAACUGAAAACUCUAUACAUACCGCAUUUUGGAAUAAUGGAUCCUUUGCUAAUUGGAAUAUUGAAAAGCAAUUAUUAGAAAGACAUGGUGGGCAUCCAGUAGUUCUUAAAAGGCUAAAAGAUUUCAAUAAUUACAAUAGUGGAUCGAUUCAAACGAUCAAAUCACAUUUUUUAAUUGAUAAUACUCGACAAUACCUUGUACAAUGUUUCGGAAUAACUAUGAACCCAGAAACUUUAAAUUUUAUGCUAGUUAUGGAAAAAAUGGAUACAGAUUUACGUUCAUUUUUAAGAGAUAACAAUCACAUAGUUACUUGGGAACAGAGAUUGAAAUAUGUAGAAAUAAUAUCAUUUUCAUUAAAUGUCAUUCAUAAAGCAGGAUAUUUACAUAGAGAUUUACAUCCUGACCAUAUUUUGAUUCAAUUAUUUAACAAUCGUGUAAUUAAGAUGAAGAUUA